This is a messenger RNA of Psilocybe cubensis, 2553 nucleotides long. RefSeq lists its product as uncharacterized. The record is from RefSeq and is a predicted model, not a curated record. Gene Ontology annotation, molecular function: ubiquitin conjugating enzyme activity. The transcript is spliced from 7 exons. NCBI's taxonomy places the organism in Eukaryota, Fungi, Basidiomycota, Agaricomycetes, Agaricales, Agrocybaceae. The coding region runs from base 1 to 2553 and encodes 850 amino acids.
AUGCCUCGCGCAUCAAAGAGAAGGACUGCUCCUACGCAAGUUGUUGAGGGCAGCUCUAAACGCAGACGAACAACCCUUAAGCCAGAUCCCAGAGAUGUCAUCAUUAUUGACUCGGACGUCGAACAAAGUGAUGAUGAGCUGAGAGACAUAAUUUCUCAAAUCGAAGCUCAAGAACAAGUCAUAAAGAAAUCUGUUCGUACGCAGGAUAAACCUGUUGCUUCGAGUUCAAAAAUCGCACCAAUCGACCUGGAAGGUGAUGCUGAGUUUGCACGAAGGCUCGCUCAGGAAUGGGCUUCAGAAGACAAUAAUAGAGGCGCGUCUUCUGAUGUAGAGAUAAUUGAAGGACCAUCAACAGUCGUCAAUAUAAGUCGGUCCAAUGUCUCAGAAUACAGUCAACGGCUUUCUGCUGGUCCCAAUCUAAAAUCUCCUUCACCACAUUUCAAUAGAUCCAAAAAUUACCAGCAAUCGCCGACGAAGCCUGACGAGGCUCUAGAGCCCUUCAAAGAUCUCUUUACAAAGACGAGGCGGUGUUCAAAGUGUUCAAAAUCGGUGGAGUCGCCGCGGGGAUGCGUCAUGCUCUCUGAAUCCUUGAUGCCGCUGUCUAUGACACAACUACUUCACGCCCCAUGCUCUUCUUGUCGCACAAAUCAUUGUCGAGGAUGUUUUACGCCAAUCGUUUGCCCUGUUACAUGUAAAGGCCCAGGACGAAAUGCAAAAUGUCCGGUCUUAAAGUGUUGUGCGGAAGGCCGCGCUAUUGCAAUUUUCGAAGUACUGGGAGGUUUUGAUCGUCAGUAUAACGUUGAAAGAACAGCCUCUGAAUCUCGGGCACUGGCUAUAGCUAAAAAUCAAUCGAAAAGGACAAAAAAGUCUGUUGGACCCGGUGGUACAGGCUAUGGAAUCGAUGACGGAGCAUAUGGAUACUACGGAGGAGGACCUAAAGAGAAGUCUAACUCACGUCAGAAGGACGCCGCACAAAAAUGGGAUAAAAUUUUACUGAGCGCUCUGAAUACACUUACAGAGCUUUUGCCUGCACCGUAUGCCGAUGAUCCUCAAGUUUACGACAUGCUCCCGCAGGCAUCUAUAGGCCAUUUGAUCAACCUGUCCCAAAUACCUACUCUGCUAGCUACUCUGCUGCGUAACGAUUCCGUAACGGACUGGAUAUCUCGCAAGGAGAUUUACAAUGCAAUGCUAUCUCUCCUACGCCGUAUGGCAGAUUGCGAGCUCACCGUACCGUGUUUAAUAGGAGAACGUUGGGAAGUGGCAUCGACGUGCGGCCUGGAGAACUGGGUCUGGGGAAAUGGCGAAAUUACUCUGGAGAAUUCGAAAACGCCUCCUUUGUAUGCGUUUUUUAAAAAGUUGACCAAACAAUCAGAAGCAUUCAUGGCGGGAGCUGCGCAAAUGGUCGGUAUGGGUGAUGCCGACGCUGAAGUGGAUGAGAUGAUGAUACAAGGGACCUCUCUUUCUGGUGACAUUGUAGCGGCGCGGGACGACUUGGAACGUGCCAUUGCAGUCCUCGGAAAAUCUGAGCAUGCAGAGCGUGAAAACCGGAUGGAAGGAGCGGAAGGUCGACCAAGUGACCUUCAGCAGCUAAAAGCGAACUCGUCUAUAGGUAAAGGAAAGGGUCGAGACGUUUCUCUCGACUUUGACAAGGUCUAUGCAGAAGCUUGUGAAAGGUUAUCUUUCAAGCAUGUGUCACUGGGUGAGGCCAGUGUCAGCGGAGAUGAGCUGAACUACUCAGGUUAUUAUUAUGCUGCUCAACUAAAUCAGACACGAAAUUCGACGCGUGUUCCAAAAGACCGUCUUCACCUAUUGAAGGAACUGGCGGUUAUGGCUACAAGUCUCCCUCCUGGAGUAUGGGUGCGCGUAGACGAAGUUCGGAAUGACGCAAUCAAAAUAAUGAUUGCAGGACCCGAUGGCACGCCGUAUUCCGGGGGUUUAUUUGAGUUCGAUUGCUUUAUGCCAAUCCAAUAUCCAACAAAUCCGCCUCUUAUGCAACUCAAAACCACUGGAGGUGGCUCUGUACGGUUCAAUCCGAAUCUCUACAAUGAUGGAAAAGUUUGUUUGUCACUCCUUGGAACGUGGCCCGGACGGCCCGAGGAGCAAUGGUCUCCGAAGUCUACUCUUCUUCAAGUUCUUGUCAGCAUACAAAGUAUGAUACUCAUAGAUGCACCCUAUUACAACGAACCCGGACAUGGUCAAGCUAAUCUGAAAGCUCCUGUCAGCAUUCAAUAUAAUCGCGAAAUAUCUAAACAAACUGUUAAAUGGGCUAUCGUGGAGUGGCUAAACGAGGACCACCGUAAUGGGAUCUGGAGAGACGUCAUUGCAUCACACUUCAGUAUCCGCAAGGAAAAAAUUCGCAGCCAGAUUGUUGAAUGGAGUAAGAGCGAUUCUUCAAUACGAAGAUAUCAAACAAGCCACGUCUACUAUCGCGGGCCAACCAGAGGACGCACUACUUGGGAAGCUACUCCCCAAAACGAUAUAGACCUGCUCGCCGAAUUCGACAAGGGUAUCAAAAAGAUUGAAUCCUGGUGCAAAGAGCAAAAUGGAGAGUGA